AUUGGAACACAGUCCCCGAGUUGUGUCUAUGACGGUCUGCUAGCCGGCCGUCGUUGUUGUGAUGGUGACCGAAAAGGAGCAACUUUUGUCGGUCAUGUUUACCAGCUGCUGCCGCGCGUUACACGACAGCUGGCUGCUGGCGUGAGGUUGCCGCUCUGCGAUGGCAUCUGGACCAGGCUCGUCACCGAUGGCCCAGUCCAGCAUGGCCGGCAGCGGCGCUGACGGCUUCUUCCGAAAGCCCAAAGAUCUGGCUGGUUCCUCCAGAUACUACAGACCCCCCCGCUCACUCCCUGACGUCUGCCCUAAGGAGCCCACCGGGGAUGCUCGGGGUCUCUGUGAGGGUCCAUCGGUGGUGCUGGAUCAGCACCAGUGGACGGUGUAUAAUUCUAAAGUGAACCUUCCGGCGGCCCUAAACGACCCGCGUCUCUCCAAGCGCGAAUCCGACUUCUUCACUAAGACAUGGGGGCUGGACUUCACCGAGACGGAGGUGAUGCCUUCGUUCUACCUGCCCAACAUCACUGCCGAACACUUCAGCGCAUACCUGCAGGACACCGCUCAGAGGGAGAAAAUCCAUGAGAGGUGUAAAAAUAUUUGUCCCAGUAAAGACGAUCUCUCUCUCUCCAGCAUCACAAACAACCACGAUAAAGCCAAAGAGGAGCUUGAACAGGUGCCUAAGAUUUUCAUGAGGCCGGACUUCGUGCUGAACGACCCCGCCACCUUCAAUGCUGUGUUGCCGUGGUCACAUUUUAGCGUUGCUGGGGGGAAGAACAGUCGAGACGGUGCAUCGUCACGGUUACUGCAAGAGAAGUUGAGUCACUAUCUGGACAUUGUAGAGGUCAGCAUUGCCCGUCAGAUCUCUCUGCGCUCCGAGGCAUUUUUCCACGCUAUGUCCUCCCAGCACGAGCUGCAGGACCGCCUGCGGGAGACAGAGGUUGCCGUGGUGAAGCUACGGGCCCGGACGGCAGCGAUGCAGCGCGUGAUGUGCCGUGGGCCGCUGCUGGCGCUGAGGGACGCCGUGACCCGCAGCAACUGUGCAAAACUGCACGGAAAGCUGAAGCUGAUGGCAGCGGUGCAGCAGACGCAGCCCACGGUGCAGUUACUGCUGUCCACCUCAGAGUUUGUGGGGGCGCUAGAGCUCAUUGCCACCACCAAGGAGGUGCUGCAGCAGGAGCUACAGGGCAUCCACAGUUUCAGGCACUUAGGUUCUCAGCUGUGUGAGAUGGAGAAGCUGAUUGAUAAGAUGAUGGUGGCAGAUUUCACUACCUAUUCCAGAAGUGACCUCAACCGCUCUUUCGAGGACGACAGCCAAGUGCUAGAGAAGGACCGCCUGCAGUCUCUGGUGUUUGGUUUACUGAGGCAGAGGAAGCUGGAUUUUUUGGAUAUUUACAGUGAGGAGAUGAUGCAGUCGGCCAAAGGCAUCGUCAGACAGUGUGUGCUGAGAUCCGUGUCUCAGAUUGAAGAGAUUGACACAGACGCUGUCGUAAAGCUUCAGGAUCAGAUGAGGUUGAUGACGUUUGCUCAGUGGUUCGACCUGCUGCAGAACGUUUUUGAGCAUUUUGUGCUCUUCCUCACGAGGAUCAAGGCCACUCUCAACGUGAUCCGUAACGUCGUUCUGGAAGUUCUGGACAGCUGCCAGAGAAACCGACUGGUUGAUGCAUCUUCCGCGGCUGCCCAUGGCAACUGCGGUGAAAAUGAAGACGAGGACGAGGAGGAUUCUGGAAGCUCGGGUCUGCGUCCCGGAGAGGCAGAGCUCGCGUACCUCACGCAUGAGGGGCUGUUCAUCAGCGACGCUUUAAAUGAAGCGGAGCGCCGCAGCAGCACAGCCGUGCAGGCGAAAGCGCAGACGCGUGCGGAAACUUCCGGAAGCGACUCGGCCUCAGGAACCACAGAGUCGUCCUCCAGCAGAGAGCAAACCUCCAACACUACCUCCUCCCUGCCCACAGGGGGCACCAUCUCAAUUGAGGACUUGAUGCCAUCUGAUCUGGAGCUGGGCCGAGUGGCCAACAACAUCCAGGAGCUUCUCUACACCGCCUCAGACAUCAGCCAUGACCGCUGUGUUAAAGUCCUGCUGGCUAAAGCCAAGGACGGCUCUCUGGAGCGUUUGAGUUCUGCAGAGUUUGUGUGCGUGAGCCGUGCAGUGGAGGGUUUUGUGAAGGACACAGAGGCUCUGUGCUCCAGGCGCAGCGUCAGUCUGAGGGGGGCGCUGCAGAGCCAGGCCAACCGCUUCGUCCACCGCUUCCAUGAGGAGCGCAAAACCAAGCUGAGUCUGCUGCUGGACACUGAAAGGUGGAAACAGGCUGAGGUCCCGGCUGAGUUUCAGCACCUGGUCGACUCCAUUGCAGAUGGACACAUCACGCUGCCCGAACGCAAACCUGCAGGUACAGAGGACAAGAAGCCCAGUGAUUUCCUGCUGGUUGAUGGGCAGAAAUAUGCUGUUGUCGGGACGGUGCUGCUGCUCAUCCGGAUCUUUCUGGAAUACUGCCAGUGUGUGAAUGACAUCCCGUCCAUCACCACAGACAUGCUCACGCGCCUCUCAGACCUCCUCAAGCACUUCAACUCGCGGAGCUGUCAGCUGGUGUUGGGGGCCGGAGCUCUGCAGGUGGUGGGACUCAAAACCAUCACUACUAAGAACCUGGCUUUGGUGUCUCGCUGUCUGCAACUUGUUGUUCACUACAUCCCCAUCAUCAGAGCUCACUUUGAGACCAAACUGCAGCCCAAACAGUACAGCGUCCUGCGCCACUUCGACCAUAUCACCAAGGAUUAUAAUGACCACAUUGCUGAGAUUUCAGCUAAACUGGUGGCUAUCAUGGACGGUCUGUUUGAGAAAGUUCUGUCCAAGUAUGAAGUAAAAGCUCCGAUGCCAUCACUGUGUUUUCGUAACGUCUGCAAACAAAUGGCCAAGAUGCAUGAGGCUAUUUAUGAGCUCCUACCUGAGGAGCAGACACAGAUGUUGUUUCUGCGGAUCAAUGCGAGCUUUAAGAUGCACCUGAAGAGGCAGCUAUCUCGGCUGGGGGUCAUAAACGAUGGUGGUCCGCAGCACGGGCUGGUGGUGGUGGACGUGGCUUUCUACACAGAGAACGUUCAGGCAUUGCGCUCGCUAGAGCGUUUGGACUUGAACAUGCCAGAGAUCUGGGAGCAGAAGAGGUGAUGAUCCACAAUGAGGCCAUCAAGGGCCUUUUGCACCUCCUCUGUCGCCAUGGCGAACUGCCCCCGCCUUCUUCCUCCUGCUUCCUCCCUGAAGAAAAUGAGGUCUGAGGCCCUGCAGGAAGAGGGAAGUGAACACUGUUUGGGGGAGGCAGGGGGGAGAAAAAACUAACUAUUGUCAGAUACUGAAGAAAACGAAAACUCUUUUUACCUCCUAAUCCAGACGCUCGCCUGUGCUCCGGCAGCUUCCUGCCCCAAAAAGAGUGUGCCUCCCUGGGCUAGAGAAAACGGGACGGCCCUGGAACUGAAAACGUUUGGUGGUGGUGGCGUAAAACCUCAUCUACUUUAUCUACAGAAGGGCACAGCAGGGGUCAGCCUUUGGGGGACCAGAUCAGGAUAAGCUAAGUGUGGUUGAAGGAGUACUCUGGCAUUUUUCAACCUGAUCUCCAUUUGCCUGCAGCGUACACUAAAGCAAACAAUGAUUUCAACCCAACUUAGAAAAGAAGAGAAAACCCGUUGAUUCAAAAUGUCUUUAUAGUAUAAGCCAAUGGGCAGUUCCUAGAGAACAUACUUACAGUGGAAGCCAAUGGGCAGUUCCUAGAGAACAUACUUACAGUGGAAGCCAAUGGGCAGUUCCUAGAGAACGUACUUACAGUGGAAGCCAAUGGGCAGUUCCUAGAGAACGUACUUACAGUGGAAGCCAACGGGCAGUUCCUAGAGAACAUACUUACAGUGGAAGCCAAUGGGCAGUUCCUAGAGAACGUACUUACAGUGGAAGCCAACGGGCAGUUGCUACAGUACCUACUUUAUAAUAGAAGCCAAUGGUCAGUUUCAUGACAGCAUACUCAAAAUUAAACCCAAUGGGCAGUUGCUACAGGACCUAUGUACAGUUGAACCCAAUGGGCUGUUGCUUCAGCAUAUUUCAGUGUCUGCCCAUUAGCUUCUGUUACAAACGCGUUUUGAGUCGAGGUGUUUUGUCUUCUUUUAUAAGCGCAGGGAAAUUGUUGUCCAUGGUAACUGACCGUAUGCUACAGAUGUGUCACACAGAGAUUAGGUUGAAAGACACUGGUGUACUCCUUUAAUCAUUAGCAGGGGAACUCUAUGGUGGGAACCUUUUCGGUUUCGGGCUAAAGCUCAGUGCCUCCUCACGUGCUGACAACCCAGCACGACUCUCCACUUGUGUGCAAUUCUGUCAGAUGAUUAUUAUUAUUACUACUACUAUUAUUAUUGUUAUUGAAUGAAACAGAAUAAAUUAUGAUUUUCUUGACGUUUAUAUAUGAAGAAAUUUCAGGGGAUGCAAUGCAGCAGUAGUGCGCUGCUAGUUGGGUUUGGAGACAUAAAACUGGAUAACUUAUUUUCUUAUUUUCUACAGACAGGUUGGUUUUACUGAGUUUUUGUCUGUUCUCUUACUGUCUUAAAACCUCAUGGCCACUGAGAGAAAAAAGGCUAAAAGGAAGAAUUUUUAAGGAAGAGUGAAAUCAGCGCUAGAUCUGGGCUACGUUGGUUCAGAGUGGCUCUUUACAUCUGCUGUUUUUCCAACAUCAAAAUGACCUUUUUAACAGUCUCCGUAUUUUUACAGAGAAAGUUCGCUGCCUGACCCUUUUUAAACUGUUGCACUUCAGAGUGAUGUGUGAUGCUGUGCUGAUGGGGUGUCGUUCUCUGACCUCGUAAAGAUCUGAUUUGAUUCACUCUCCAGGUAGAGAUUCAGUUUGGUUCCAGUUCUUUGGGAAGCAGUUAAUCAUGAAAUCUCAAAUCUCAGUAUAUUUCGAUUCGUUUCCAGUUGCUGGACACAGUUCAGUGUAAAUAAUGAAAUUGGAAGUUUGGUUCGUUUAUGGAUCUGUAGGAAGUCGUUCGGUACAAAUCAUUGAUCUUAGUUUUUACCAUGAAUCAAGUCCAGUUCUUUAGAGAACAGUUCAGUGUGAAUUAGAAAAUCUCAGAUUUAUCCACCGAGUCUGUUUACAUGCAAUUAAUAACCUGAUUGUUGUCUGAUUAAUCCUGUGGUCAUGUAAACGGUAGGUUCUUAGAUCAGAGUAAAGCCUAGAAAUCCGAUAGAGCGCCGGAUUUUAGCUCAGCAAUCAGGUGGUUCAGUGCAUGUGAGCUCUUACUCGGAUUUCUUUCAUUUUUCUCAGUCUGCGCAUGGGAGAAAACAGCAAGCAGCACUUAACGCAGCACCCAUGAGCUGGCAACAGAACACUUUUGGAGAGAAGCUGAAACCAGCUACAUGCUUAGUGAAAUUAAGAGUUUGGAUAUUCUUCUUCUUCUUCUUCUUCUAGAUGAUGCAUAUUCAUGUUUUCCACUAACGUGACGCGAUGUUUAAAAAAAAAGAAAAAAAAAGAAUGACAUUUGAGUUUCACCAUACGUUUACGUCACGUCUUAUUCCGUGAAUUUAUUGGCUGGUUGUAAAGCAGAAUUCCUAUCACUGUCUGGCUCAUGUAGACCAGGAGUUAUCCCAUUAUCUGAUUGCGCAUAUGCAUGUGAACGGAUUUCUGACCAAAUCGGAUUUUCGCAGUUACCGGGUUAUUAAGUGCAUGUAAACUCGCUCCUUAUUCCAGUCGGUUCUGAUGCGUAAGAAAUUGUCCAGUGCAUCGUGGAACUCCGGCUUUCACCCUGAUUUGAUUCAGUUAUGAUUCUUUUGGAAAUGAUUCAGUGAUUCAGUGUGUUGUGACGUUUCACCCUGAUUUGGUUCACAGUUCAUUAGGAAGCAAAUCAACGUUACAUGAACCCUCAAAUUCCAGCAUGAUUCAAAUGAGUUUUGGUUCACUGGGAAGAAAUUCGAUGUAAUAUAACAUUUCAAAUGUGGUGGAAUAAGACACUAAAUUUAAGCACCUUAAGCAGCUAAAGGAAUUUUUUUUUUAUUAAAAAAAUAUUCGGAGGUUUUCACUUUGGCCAACGUAGGAGUGCAUAUUUAAUUGAAUAUCAUCAUAUUCAGCUAUAAUCAACUCCAUAUACUCCAUGUAUUGUAUUCCAUUGUUGACAGAAGACGUCUCUGAUGUGUUAGGAGAGAUUAAGUCAUUUAGAGCUUUAUUCCCUGUCCAGCUGUAACGUACCUUAAUCAGUCACCUGCUACCACCUUUCCUGCAUUAUUAUUGACCAGGGCCGCAUGAUGGGGACAUAUAGUGAUUAUAAGACUACACACCGCAGGUACGAUGAAUCAGUAGUGGGUCGUGGUUUAAAGAUCCAUCACUUUAUUAUUGUUAUUUUGACCAAAUUUGUCUUUUGUUGGACUGCAUGAAUUCAUCGGAACACUAACUCCUCCAGAGCUGUGAUUGGUCAGGAGAAAACACUGCGGCUGGUUAGAGGGCACGUCUGCGUCUUGCAGCCUGUUGUGAUUUCAGUAUUGAAACGCUGAUACUGUAAUAAUGAUAAACUGUAUAUUGUGCAGACCCAUUAGUGGCACAAGCAAGUUGUCCGAUUGCAAUUUGUCUGUUAUGUAAACAUAACGCACCAACCUUGAGUAGCUAAACCGCACUAAUGGAAAAGCCAGGACCAAAACCACGGCGUAGUAAAUCAGAUCAGUCUUAAAGGGGAAUUCCACCCAUUUUUUUCCCCCCUCAUUUCUGCAUUAGAUGUUUAAGAAGUAAACAGAGUCGUUCAGAGCGGUUUGGUGUGAAACGCCCUGUUCUAGAGAAACUUUCUCAGAGAACGGUUCUCAGUGGUGGUGAUAGGAACCAGACGUCUGAAGAGUUGAAUGCCUCUAAAAGCUCCGUCGCAGAAAGACGUUACCUGAAAUGGUUAUGAAUGCGUGGCCCGAUGGCUGAGACACAGUUUUUGGGCUAAAAGGAAUUUUUAAAAUCCAACCAUGACAAAGAGGGAUGUUGCAGGGUGCCGUACGGGGAAAUGUGACCCCUGGUUCCUGUCACCACCACUGUAAAGAAAUCUGAGUCCGCAAGUUUCUCUGGAAUGAACUGUUCCACAUUUAUAUUUCAACCACUGAACGGCUGCAGAAAUCUGGAAAAAUCAGUGGGAUUUCCCUCGGAAGCAAGUUAACCUGGCUGCCCUGACAUUAAACUCCAAUAAGACGACGUUGUGUAAUGUCUCGAUUACUCUGCUCUGCUAACAGUUCAGCCAGGUUAACGUACUUUUCGAAGUUAAGGUUGUUGUGUUCUUUUAAAAGCUGAAUUAAGGUUUUUCAUGCAGUCAGAUUAACCGGCGGGCAAUGAUAAAAGCAUUGGAUUGAUCACACAGUGGCACAAGCGUGUUCCUGUUUCCUGUGGUUUGAGUUACAGAGGUUUUAUUUUUUUUCCUGUUCUGUUUUGUUGUUGUUGUUGUUGUUGUUGUUGUUGUUGUUGUUUUUGGCAUUAGGAAAGGCAGUACAAGUGUCAGGGGUCACCUGGGGUCAAACUGCAGUGCUGUCUUCUUCAAAAGUGCCUACUUUUGAUUUCAUAUCAAAGAUUCCUUGCUUACAGCUGUGUGCAGGAUGAGUACAGCUGCCCACAGCUGUGUGUGCGUGUGGGUGUGUGUGUGUGUGUGUGUGUGUGUGGCCAGUUUGACAGAGUUUUUGAGGCAUGUUGUAAAACAGGAGGACUGCAAAGUGACUUUAAAUAAAAAGCCACCGUGUGGAAAAAGUCCAAACUGC
Pygocentrus nattereri (red-bellied piranha) is the source of this 7720-nucleotide messenger RNA. RefSeq names its product VPS54 subunit of GARP complex (gene vps54). The transcript has 23 exons. Gene Ontology annotation, biological process: Golgi to vacuole transport; retrograde transport, endosome to Golgi. The record is from RefSeq and is a predicted model, not a curated record. Gene Ontology annotation, cellular component: GARP complex. Lineage: Eukaryota; Metazoa; Chordata; Actinopteri; Characiformes; Serrasalmidae. Bases 161 to 3148 code for a protein of 995 amino acids. Gene Ontology annotation, molecular function: syntaxin binding.